Molecule: messenger RNA, 2369 nt
Organism: Lotus japonicus
Lineage: Eukaryota; Viridiplantae; Streptophyta; Magnoliopsida; Fabales; Fabaceae
Product: protein NRT1/ PTR FAMILY 5.1
Exons: 4
Coding region: 115-1878 (587 amino acids)
Biological process (GO): transmembrane transport; dipeptide transport
Cellular component (GO): membrane
Molecular function (GO): tripeptide transmembrane transporter activity; dipeptide transmembrane transporter activity
Source: RefSeq, a predicted model, not a curated record
ACUUUCUCUCAAGCAGUGAUCUCUUUCUCAAUUUAUUGCUUUCUUUCUUUGAUACAUCACUAGCUUUUACAUAUAUAUAUUUUCGUUAUCCUUUUUUUCACCUUAUAAUCUCUAAUGGAAGAAAAGGCAGAGUGUACCCAAGAUGGCACUGUUGAUUUUCAUGGCCAGCCUGCAAUUUCAUCCAAAACUGGCAAAUGGAAAGCUUGCGCUUUUCUUGUUGGUUAUGAAGCUUUUGAAAGGAUGGCUUUCUAUGGAGUUGCUUCCAAUUUGGUGAAUUACCUUACAACACAACUCCAUGAAGAUACUGUUUCUUCAGUGAGGAAUGUCAAUAACUGGUCAGGAUCUGUGUGGGUAACGCCAAUUCUCGGGGCUUACAUAGCUGAUUCUUACUUGGGUCGCUUCUGGACUUUCACACUGUCAUCUAUUGUUUAUGUCAUGGGUAUGAUUCUACUAACAGUGGCCGUAUCCCUCAAGAGCCUGAAACCCACAUGCACCAACGGAAUCUGCAACAAGGCUUCAACCUCACAAAUCGUCUUCUUCUACACUGCCCUGUACACCACAGCAAUCGGAGCAGGAGGGACCAAACCCAACAUCUCCACCUUUGGUGCGGACCAGUUCGACGACUUCAACCCGCAUGAGAAGCAGACCAAGGCCUCAUUCUUUAACUGGUGGAUGUUCACCUCGUUCCUCGGCGCGUUGAUCGCCACUCUAGGACUUGUCUACAUUCAAGAGAAUUUGGGAUGGGGACUUGGUUAUGGAAUCCCCACUUCUGGUCUCCUUUUGUCGCUUGUCAUUUUCUAUGUAGGGACGCCAAUGUAUCGCCACAAAGUGAGGAAGACCAGAAGUCCUGCUAGGGAUUUGAUUCGUGUUCCUGUUGCAGCUUUCAAGAAUAGGAAACUCCAACUUCCUAGUGAUCCUUCACAACUUUAUGAGCAGGAUAUGCAGCAUUAUAUUGGUAGUGGGAAACGACAAGUGUAUCACACUCCAGCUUUGAGGUUUUUGGACAAGGCAGCUAUUUUAGAAGACCGAACUGGUUCCACAAGGGUGCCAUUGACAGUCACCCAAGUGGAAGGAGCUAAGCUUAUCUUUGGCAUGAUCCUUAUAUGGCUAGUAACAUUGGUUCCCAGCACAAUUUGGGCACAAAUCAACACUCUUUUUGUGAAACAAGGCACCACAAUGGACAGAAACCUUGGUCCUAAUUUUAGAAUUCCAGCUGCUUCUCUAGGUAGCUUUGUGACCCUUUCAAUGCUUCUAUCAGUGCCAAUGUAUGACCGGUUUUUCGUGCCCUUCAUGCGCCGGAAAACCGGCCACCCCAGAGGAAUCACAUUGCUCCAAAGGCUUGGAAUUGGAUUUUCAAUUCAGAUCAUAGCCAUUGCAAUUGCUUAUGCAGUUGAAGUUAAAAGAAUGCAUGUCAUAAGAGCAAACCAUGUACUUGGUCCUAAAGAUAUUGUCCCUUUGAGCAUCUUUUGGCUGUUACCACAGUAUGUUCUAAUUGGAAUAGCAGAUGUGUUUAAUGCAAUUGGAUUGCUGGAAUUCUUCUAUGAUCAAUCCCCUGAAGACAUGCAGAGUCUUGGAACAACGUUUUUCACAAGUGGGAUAGGAUUUGGGAACUUCUUGAACAGUUUUCUGGUGACAAUGGUUGAUAAAAUAACUGGAAAGGGUGAGAGUAAGAGCUGGAUUGGUGAUAACUUGAAUGAUUGUCACUUGGAUUACUAUUAUGGGUUUUUGUUGGUUCUAUCAAGUCUCAAUUUGUUGGCAUUUCUUUGGGCUUCAAGUAGAUACAUUUACAAGAGGGAAUCAGUUAGGGUCAAAGAGGCCCUUUGUGUUCAAAUGGAGGGAAACCCAACUUUGGAUGCAUCUCUUGGAUUACAAGUUUGAAAACUGGAAAACAGGCUCUAGACAAAAACAAAAAAUUGGAAACUAGCUAGAGUGAAAUAGGGAAUUGAGAUCUUCUGUCCCCUUCCAUGUCUCAUUUUCUUGUCCCACCAAUGAAAUAUAAACACAUCACUCAAAAUCCAUGACGGGUACUUUUGGAUAUAUAUAAAUUUCAUGGAAAUUUUUUAUUAGUGGGAUACAAAAAUGAGACAUAAAUUAGAGACAGGUGUUCUUAAUAAAAUUUAGGGUAUGUUUGAUGACCAUUAGUCAUAUUGAACCUAAACUUUCUUCACAGAUUCCACUGAAAAUUGGGAUGUUAUUGAAUUUAGUUCGCCCCAGUAUGUUUUCUUUCCCCUUCUUAAGUUAAAUUCAAGCCUAGGAAAUUCAGAUACAUAAGUUCAUCUUGAAUUGAUGAUUGUACCGCGUGUAAUAUUUUGUGUGUAAUAUAUGUAGCUGUCAAAAAAAAAAGUGUGUAAUGUAUGUUUUCAACUCCA